GGCGGCGGCGGUGCACCGCUGCGCAGGUCCAGACCGACACCCGCGCGGAGGACAGAGGUCCCUCCCGAGAUGUCCCUGCGCAGGGUGGUGGACGGCGACGGAGAUCCGCGAGAGGUUGAGUGCGAGCUGCUGGACCCCGACCACGCAGACAGCCACUUCACGGAGAGACCGGCGCCAGCGUCAUCCUGCUGGCGCGGCUGCCCCCCGGCGAGAGCCAUCCCGGGUGUGGGCGGAACGGGAGGCGGGACCGAGCUGGGGGCGCGGCAAGGCAAGGGCGAUGAUCUGCUCGGACCGCCCCUUGCUGGUAUCCAACCUCACGGGCGGCACAGCAUCAGGGUGGUCGUGAACACGGCACGGAGAUUGCGAAGGAGACGCCCCUGGCGCGCCGUGGACGAGCGAGCUUCAGCGGCCGCGGGCCGCCACGCCGGCGCCGGCGCCGCGAUCUUCUUCGUGCAGGGCGCCGGCGCCCUCGCCGAGCCCACGUGCGCUCCGCACCGCGGGCAUGACGCCGGUAGCAUUAAGUCGGGCGCGUCCCUCUAUCGGGUAUGGCCAGGACCCCGGGUAAGGGGACCCGGUUGGUGGUAGGGCCUUGGGGCC
Molecule: messenger RNA, 597 nt
Organism: Prorocentrum cordatum
Lineage: Eukaryota; Dinophyceae; Prorocentrales; Prorocentraceae
Source: the annotation of a GenBank genome assembly